This is a messenger RNA of Euleptes europaea (tarantolino), 1140 nucleotides long. It is a transcript of the gene HS3ST6, whose product is annotated as heparan sulfate-glucosamine 3-sulfotransferase 6. Lineage: Eukaryota; Metazoa; Chordata; Lepidosauria; Squamata; Sphaerodactylidae. Bases 1 to 1128 code for a protein of 375 amino acids. The transcript is spliced from 3 exons. Gene Ontology annotation, molecular function: [heparan sulfate]-glucosamine 3-sulfotransferase activity. The record is from RefSeq and is a predicted model, not a curated record.
AUGGGGGGCUCGGUGCCUGGAAAGCGUGGCCAGCAGCAGCAGCAGCCCCCCGCGAGCGUCCGCUGGAGCGCGGCGGCGGCGGCCUCUCCGGGGCGCAAAGGCUCCGGGGCGCAGCAGCGGGUCCCCGACCUGGCCGAGGGUCGCGGCGGCGGCGGGCGGGCUUGCUCGCGAGUCAAGCGCCGGGCGUCCCUGGGCGGGGCGGGGCGGGGGAGGCGGCCCGGACUUGGGCGGGCUUCCUCGGGAGUCGGGCUGCAGCGGGGCGGCGUCGAGCCGGAUCCCGCCCUCGCCGGGGGAAGCCCGAAGCCCCCCGGCCCGCCGCCGCCGCCCCCCCUGCCCGUGGCCAGCGGGCCCGGCGGCCAGCAGUGCCCGCAGGCGCUGAUCGUGGGCGUCAAGAAGGGGGGCACCCGCGCCCUGCUCGAGUUCCUCCGCGUCCACCCCGACGUGCGCGCCCUGGGCGCAGAGCCCCACUUCUUCGACCGGCACUACCACCGCGGACUCCUCUGGUACAGAAACCUGAUGCCAAGGACGCUGGAGGGGCAGAUCACCAUGGAGAAGACGCCGAGCUACUUUGUGACGAAGGAAGCCCCCCGGCGCAUUUACAACAUGUCCAGGGACACCAAGCUGAUAGUGGUGGUGCGCAACCCGGUGACGCGGGCCAUCUCGGACUACACCCAGACCCUCUCCAAAAACCCCACUCUCCCCUCCUUCCAAGCCUUGGCCUUCAAGAACCUCAGCACGGGCCUCAUCGAUGUCACCUGGAGCGCCGUGCGGAUCGGCAUUUACGCCAAGCACCUCGACAACUGGCUGCGGUAUUUCCCCCUGUCAAAAUUCCUCUUUGUCAGCGGGGAGAGGCUGGUGAGUGACCCGGCCGGGGAGAUGGGACGCGUCCAGGAUUUCCUGGGCCUCAAGAGGGUGGUGACGGACAAGCACUUCUACUUCAACGAGACCAAGGGCUUCCCAUGCCUGAAGAAGCCGGAAGGGAGCAGCCGGCCGCGGUGCCUGGGCAAGUCCAAGGGGCGGCCGCACCCCAAAAUUGACCCGCAGGUCAUCCGACGCCUUCAGGAGUUCUACCGACCCUUCAACAUGAAGUUCUAUCAGAUGACGGGCCAGGACUUUGGGUGGGACUGACCGCAAGACCAC